AUAUAUAUAUAUAUAUAUAUAUCUCUCUAUCUCUCAUCUUUAAAUUAGCUGCCCAAGUUUCUUUGGAAGGAGAAUUUGGGCGGUGUUGUUCAGCGAUCCUUCUCCAAGAAACGAAUUCAAGAUUCAAGAAAUGUCGGCCAUUUCCAAUUUCACGGCGUGCCGGCGUUUCGAAAAUGGAGCUGCUGCAUUAAGAAAUGACUUACCUGGGGUUAGUUUGAUUAAUAAGAAUGUUCUAACAACCAAGAUUUCUACACCAUUCCACAAGGUGUCACUUGUUCAUUCAAAAAGGAUAUUUAAAGGUUCAAAUAUAAGAAUGACAAUGGUAGAUGAGAGACUUUCCAGGGGGAAGGUUGUUGUGCCAUCUGAAGUAUUGGCAUAUGAGCUCGUUCAAGGAGCAAAAGUAAGAUGGAGUUAUAUCACGGAGGGAUCUUUGCCCGAACCACCAACUGCUGUUCUCUUGCAUGGUAUUCUUGGCAGCAGGAAAAACUGGGGAAGCUUUGCAAGGAGAUUGGCCCAAGAAUUUCCGAAAUGGCAGUUUCUCUUGGUGGACUUGCGGUGCCAUGGCGAUUCAGCAUCUCUCAAGAAGAGAGGCGCACAUACAGUUGCAUCAGCUGCUCUUGAUGUCUUAAAGCUGCUUGGCCAGCUCAGACUGACUCCCCGAGUUGUAGUUGGUCACAGCUUUGGAGGAAAAGUUGCAUUGAGCAUGGUUGAGCAGGUUGCGAAACCUCUUGCACGGCCAGUUAGAGUCUGGGUUCUAGAUGCUACUCCAGGAGAGGUUCGAGCUGGUGCAGAUGGAGAUGAUCAUCCAGCUGAAUUGAUAUCAUUUCUGAGUAAAUUACCAAAAGAGGUCUCUUCAAAACGAGAUAUUGUGGAGGCCCUUAUACAAGAAGGUUUUUCCAGGGAUGUAGCACAGUGGGUGGUAACUAACCUUCGUCAAACCAACUCUGCUGGCUCAUCUCCUUCACCUUUGUCAUGGGUGUUUGAUCUCAACGGUAUUGCUGAAAUGUAUCAAUCAUAUGAAGAAACAAAUUUGUGGAAAAUUGUGGAAGAUGUUCCUCGGGGUGUGCAUGUUAACUUUUUGAAAGCAGAAAGAAGCCUGCAUAGGUGGGCCCUUGAGGAUAUCAGAAGAAUCCAUGUUGCUGAGGAACAAGCUGUGGAGGAGGGAGGUGGAGUUGAAAUGCAUGUCCUCGAAGAUGCAGGUCAUUGGGUACAUGCUGAUAACCCAGAUGGGCUAUUCAAGAUCCUUUCAUUUUCCUUCCAAGGAUUUUAGGCUUAAGGACUUCGAAAAGCGGUUGUGAACCCCUUCAAGACCUAUAGCGAUUGCAGAAGGUCCAAUUUUUUUGUAGCAUAGUGUAUAUCAUCUCAUUAUGAUUGCUUGUUCUAGAAUGUGCUUUGCAGAGAUUAGAUUGGUGGGCUUCACCUUUAAAGCUGAAUACACGAUACAGAACUGGGCAAAGAACUUCUUUACCAGUCAGUCUGUUGGGGUCAUUUGACACUAGCUUUACUGGGUAAUUUUCCCCAUGAAUGUAAGAGAAUUUAUCUGUCUUCAAACAAAAAUACUACCACUUCAUACAUCGAAUGGCAUUCUGGAAAACUGAGGCCCACUAAAUACUUAUUCCUUUCGUUGAA
Lycium ferocissimum is the source of this 1629-nucleotide messenger RNA. RefSeq lists its product as uncharacterized. The coding region runs from base 131 to 1270 and encodes 379 amino acids. Lineage: Eukaryota; Viridiplantae; Streptophyta; Magnoliopsida; Solanales; Solanaceae. The record is from RefSeq and is a predicted model, not a curated record. The transcript has 13 exons.